UCGCAACAACGACAAAUCCAAUCUAUUUCAGGAUCCGGCUGGAUUCAACAUUUCGUCAUGGGUGCUUGGAGCGAAUCAAGUUUUCCGAACUGCGAUCCCAGUUUUUGCACUUAUUAACGUUUUCGCUGUCCGCCUUCGAACGAGAUCCAUCCUUCAAUUUGUGAAUGGUUGGACCUCUGUUUUGCAUGAAUUUGAAGUCCUGUUUGAAAACCAUUACAAACUUCGCUUGGUUGCAUUGGAACGGUCGCAUUGGGUAAUCUUCCCAUUUUUGGUGGUAGCUUACAUAAUUCCAAUGAUAAGAAUCAAUUCCACCUCAAAACGGUUCCUUCUCACGGAAAAUUGGGUAUUCAAUUUUUGGUCAAAAACAACUUUGGUAGUGUUUGUGGCCUCUGCGUUUGUACUGUCCACGAUUGUUACUCUUUUGAGUUUACUGACAAUCAAAAGUGUUUAUCGACAGGUAAAUAGUAAAUUUUAUUUUGAUACUUGUCGUAUAUCAUGAGAUUACUUAGAUUUGCGCAUAUUGCAAAUUAUAAUUGUAAUUGAUGUACAGAUUAGAAAAGCUAUAGCUCAUCAGACCAAGGAAACUAAUGGUCACUUGAGUCACCACCAUGUGAAGGGAUGGAUCAAGUUGGUUACGUUGGUGCGAGACCAGGUUGACCUGUUUGUCAGAUUUGGAAGUAUGCCCGAGCUGAACGAUCUCCUCUUUACUUUCGUUACCGUUCUUGGUCUGUCCUAUAUUGCCAUUUCUUUGUAUCUGGAAAACAUGCAAACAACCGGGGGGUCGAUGAUGCCUUAUGCUUUGGGAGCCUUAGCCAUCGCCUUUUUGAGAACAUUUGCAAAAGGUCAAUUGGCAGAUCUGAUUGUGAUGGAGGAGCAUCAGAUUGGAUUGGAUGUGGUUGCAAUGCGAGUCAACACAAAUAUUAAUAUGGAGCAUGUUGAGGGCAAAAAUGAUGAUGCGUACAAAACUCGAUUUGAGAUGAGCGUUUUAUGCAAUAUGAUCUUCACAUCUCCAGUACAAAUCAGAUUCGCCAACAUUAUAUCUCUUAACAAGAAGCUGUUGUUGCUGAUCAUCAGUCAACUGGCGUCCUACUUGGUCGUGUUUUUGCAGUUCAAACGCAGUCCACAGUAACAUUAAAAUCAAUUUGUUGCAUAUAUGAUUACAUACAUGCAUGUGAUAAAUAUAACCAUCGCAGUUGUAUCUAAGCUAAGUAGAUAAAAUGUAUAUUAAGAGUUUCAGACUACUCCAAAAUCAUCCAGGAUUAACGUUGAUCAAUAAUAAAUCUUGACUACAUAAUAUGUAUGUGACAUAUUGUGUAUGAGAUCACAUGUAUAUGUACGUAUUGGAAUCAAAACAUGGAUCUUUAAUUUAGUUAUUGUUUUAUGUUAUCAAUAUGUU
Molecule: messenger RNA, 1396 nt
Organism: Folsomia candida
Lineage: Eukaryota; Metazoa; Arthropoda; Collembola; Entomobryomorpha; Isotomidae
Exons: 3
Coding region: 680-1129 (149 amino acids)
Source: RefSeq, a predicted model, not a curated record